UUUUUAUUGGUUGUGCUGUUGUCUAUCUCUUUUUUUUACGUUUCUUUGAUAUUGUUUUUCCUUUGCAGCUCAUGCCCCGAUCUUUUCUUUGGGGAAUGCCUCUGCUGCUUGCAGCAUUCCUAACUCUCGGUGGAUACUGUCAGACCAACGAAUUUGACACUACCAUUCCUCGCUUUGAAGAAACAUCCCUCGAUAAUGCACUUGCGGGCAAGUUUUCGGUGGAAUACCGUUCAUGGUAUAAAGUCGUGCGUAACCAUGUUUGGAAUGAAACCUACGCUCUUGUGUGUUGUGGACAGACUCUGAAAGACGAUGCCGAGUUCACGGCCGUUAUCAAUAUCCCUGUGGCUCACGUCGCAGUGGACGGUGCGCUGGACGCGUUACCAUUUAUCGAGUUGCUGGGACAACAAGAUAAAGUGGUGCAGAUCAAGCAGUCUCAGGAAGUGACUUCACCUUGCUAUGCCAAUUUGACCGACAACACAUCGGUCAGACCGGAUCUCGUUCUUCGUUCGAUUCAUGCUGAAAAAAGCGAGAUGCCAUCGGUGGGAUUCAAUGCAGACAACGAUCAACUCACACCGUUGCAGAAAGGUUCAUGGCUGGUCUAUAUUGCCUUAUUCUUUGAUCUUGAGAAAACCGCGGAUAAAAUAUUCGCAGAUAUUGUCAACCGGUAUUCUUGCCACCAAACCAACCUGAUCGGAGCUCCACAUCCACGCAAUGUAGCAUGGACAAUGUACGAUUCUUCCAAGAAAACAUGGUCACUGCUGAAGGAUCCAUUUUAUGCACAAUUGGUAGCGGACGCAGGUGCUUCUCUGGUACAACCCAAAUCGUCUUCUGAGAAUUCAGAUAGAGUGGCAGAAUUCCAUGCCGAUUUGCGUAACGCCGACUGCGUCAUCGAUGUGUCUUCUCUUACCGUAACCCAAGACCAAGACUACGAUGACUGGCUGAAACUGGCCGGCUUUACUGAUGCCAAUGUUGAUAUCUACAAUCAGUCCUUUAUCACUCGCAAAACAUUACAUCGCACCGACGGAUUGACAGACGAUAUGGGCUACUCUGAUUGGCCCCAGCGUUCGGCGGCACGUCCGGAUCUUGCAUUAAGAGAUGUUAUUCAUAUGGUGUAUCCUGGGUAUAGUCCUUAUCAUCAAUACGUGUGGCUUCGCAAUUUCGCCAAGCAAGAUGAUAGUCGAUUGAUUACCAAGGAAACGUAUCCAACCUGUCAUGGCAUGGCCGAUACGAUUAUGGGGGAUAUCUGCGUUUAUCGCAAUUUCUUUGAUCAGUUACGCUCUUCCGCUCCUCAGCCUCCGCCGGUAUCCUUUGGUGCUUUAGUGUUCGCCAUUGGCGUUAUGAUCGCAAUGGCUGUGUUGUAUCGUCGUUACUAUCGUCAAACCAAAUUUCAGUAUUACCCAAUGGAUGAUCUGUCCUCCUCAGGCCCUCACCUCUAAAUCCUGACAAUGCCCAUGAUGAAUCAUCCGGUGGCUGCAAUCAACACCAUACCAGGCGAGAUGCACGAUUCCCAUAUCCGAAUUCAUUCAUGCAAUUGGGCAUUGCAUCCAGCCUUCUUUUUUUUCUUUUCCCCCAACAUUUUCAUGGUCUAAUUUGUAUAACGAAUCCACUCAUUUAUGCGGAAUAAAAAGAUCCAGGGGAAAGUUUGCG
Molecule: messenger RNA, 1647 nt
Organism: Radiomyces spectabilis
Lineage: Eukaryota; Fungi; Mucoromycota; Mucoromycetes; Mucorales; Radiomycetaceae
Exons: 7
Coding region: 72-1436 (454 amino acids)
Source: RefSeq, a predicted model, not a curated record